GAAUAAGAUAGGUUAUAAACUGAGUUUUAUUAUUAUGUGCUUGGUCUAGGUAUAAGUACCUAGUACCUAGUUACACAACUCUUACACAACAGAAGCACAAACAUGGACUGGAUAUUGAAAAAAUUGAAACAGACAUUCCUUCACCUAAAUCUGCGCCUGUGAAGCAAUUUGUUUUGUAUAUAACUUAUAUGUCGCAGCAUAUGAAUACUUUAUUUGAUUUCUACGACUUUGAAACUGCUAAAGUUAAGUGGUUGAACUACCUUAGUUCCCAAAAAGCCAUUCAAGAAAGUGUUAAUAUUUUGAUAAAUGGGGGAAAAAAGUAUAAUAAAGACAAGAGAAAAAAAACAAGGAAGAACAGAAAAAGAAGAAAAAAAAAAUCGCAGACCUCGUACUAAUCCUAAAGAAAGAAUACUCAUCACUACGCCUAAAUCAAAAAGCAAAAAAAAUAAAGCAUGUUUUGAAGUGGGAAACAACAACAAGAUGCCUCUGGUUAUCUUUGGUGACGGACUGAAAAACAAAGAUCAUGUCAAAUUUAAAGGUCUGCGACGUGGAAUAUCUAACAAGAUAUAUAGUCAGUUAAAAAUAAGAGAAAGGAUUGGAGAACUAUUGCUUGUAGAUAUCAAUGAGUUUAAGACAUCGAAGGUUAGUAGGAAAAGAACACACAUAAUUUACGUAUUGUGCUUUCAGCUGAAAUCGAUUUUCCAUAGAUCUGCAACUGCUGUCUCAAAGUUAGCCAAGAUGACCAUACAAAAAAGAUUCAUCAAGUAUUGAAGUGCAUAACUUGCAGUAUUUAUUGGAAUCGAGAUGUGAUGGCUGUGGUAUUUGACAAAAUAUUACAUAGAAAAGUAAUGAGAUAAAAGUAUAUUUUUAUUAGGGGUAAAAAUAGA
Messenger RNA from Mucor mucedo, 887 nucleotides. RefSeq lists its product as uncharacterized. Lineage: Eukaryota; Fungi; Mucoromycota; Mucoromycetes; Mucorales; Mucoraceae. The record is from RefSeq and is a predicted model, not a curated record. The transcript is spliced from 2 exons. The coding region runs from base 307 to 771 and encodes 154 amino acids.